AUGAAGGAGAAUGACAGCUGUGGUGUGCUUCCUCUUUCUUUUGCCUUAUCGUCGUAUUCAGUAGAGAAGGAAGCUAGUGUCUACAACUUUGUCAACCCUGGUGUCAUCAGUCACUCAGAAAUCCUGGCGCUGUACAAAAGCCUCAUUGACCCUAACCAUACCUACCAGCUCGUCAAUAAGGAAGUCCUCAAGACCCUGAUAAAGGCCGGUCGGUCAGACAACUGCCUUGAUACAACCAAACUGGAGUCGGCCCUGCCCGAGUGCCAAAUCCCGCACAUUAGCGUUUCCAUCCAAGACGUCUUCACCAGAAUGAAGAAGAACGUCCGGAAAAACAUACUGCUGACAGGCGGCGCUGGCUUCAUUGGGUCGCACGUGGCUAACUUCCUUGUGGAGCGGUACAGCUUUUACCACGUGGUUGUUGUGGAUAAGAUCACGUAUUGCUCCAAUGAGAAGAACCUUGAUCCCUCUGCGAACAAACCCAAUUUUGUUUUCAUCAAAGCCGAUAUCUCCGAUGCCGAGAAGAUGAAAGAGAUUUUCGAGACCUACCAGAUCGACACAGUGAUGCAUUUUGCAGCGGAGACCCUGGUUGACAACUCGUUCAAUAAUUCCAACGCCUUUACCAAUUCUAACGUCAUUGGAACUCACACGUUGCUCCACUGCGCCAGACAUUUUGGCGUGGAGCUCUUCCUUCACGUCAGCACGGAUGAGGUGUAUGGCGAAGUGAAAGACGGAAUUCCACGCAAGGAGACCGCCACCCUUACCCCGACCAACCCGUACUCGGCGUCCAAGGCGGCGGCUGAGAUGUUGGUCCAGUCUUACCAUCACUCCUUCCACGUCCCCGUCAUCAUCACGCGCAGCAACAACGUGUACGGGCCGGCGCAGUACCCAGAAAAGGUCAUUCCAUCGUUUCUUGGAAACAUCAGAGCAGGCAAAACGUGUCCAAUCUACGGCCACGGCCAACAUUUGCGCAACUUCCUCUACGUGGGAGACGCCGUUGAAGCGUUUGACCUCCUUCUCCAUAAGGGUAUCAUUGGACAAACGUACAACAUCGGCGUUAACAACGAGCAUACUGUGAUGUCCAUCGCCAAGCAACUGCACGAGAUCUUGGGAAAGCCAAUGAAUAUCGAACACGUCAAGGAUCGUCCCUAUAACGACACACGCUACGUCAUUGAUUCCACAAAGCUCCAUUUACUGGGUUGGAAACCCAAGACAAGCUGGAAAGAAGGUCUGAAGAAAACUAUAGAAUGGUACCUAAAACACGGUGAAUAUUAUUGGGGAUAACUGUCCUAGGUUAUCUUGUGGUAGUGGGUUAUUAUCAAAGACCCAACUACCAUGACUAUGGAUAAAUUUGAAGAAGACCACGCAUAUCAAUUAGCGACUUUUGAUUUAACUUUAUGUUACUUUUUUGGAACUGAAUAUAACCGAAUGGUCCAACGGCUGAUAUGAGGCAACCGUAAGAAAUGAGAAUCGAUGCAGCCUCCGAGGGUUUUAAUUAAUUUUUUCUUAUAAUAUCAAUAUAUAAUAGUCAUUCUUCAAACGAAAUGGGAUUAACGGAUGAGUGUCAAUGUUCUACUUAUUUGAAUGAUAA
Lingula anatina is the source of this 1588-nucleotide messenger RNA. Its product is annotated as UDP-D-glucose 4,6-dehydratase-like. Gene Ontology annotation, molecular function: oxidoreductase activity; dTDP-glucose 4,6-dehydratase activity. Gene Ontology annotation, biological process: nucleotide-sugar metabolic process. Lineage: Eukaryota; Metazoa; Brachiopoda; Lingulata; Lingulida; Lingulidae. The record is from RefSeq and is a predicted model, not a curated record.